This is a messenger RNA of Prorocentrum cordatum, 354 nucleotides long. The record is from the annotation of a GenBank genome assembly. NCBI's taxonomy places the organism in Eukaryota, Dinophyceae, Prorocentrales, Prorocentraceae.
AUGUGCACGGAGGUGGGCACCACAGGGGACGACACGGCGGGGCCCGCCGCCGAGGCGAAGGUCAACACGGCGGAGGGCGGCAGGGAGGCAGCCAGCAGUUUGGACGGGCCAGGUCGCGCCACGAGGGAGGCGCGGGCGCCAGCGAAGGCACGGAUGUCCAUCACCAGCGCCGUGCUGGAGGCCAGGCAGGGCAAGGGAGGGGAACCCGUCUUCUGCGACAGAGCCCGGGGCUUUUACAUCUCGGACUUGCUGGUGGCGAAGUUCUUCGGCGGAUCGACGCACUGGGUCCAGGCACCGUUCGCCAGCGAGUGGAAGGACCAGCUGCAGGAGGCGAUCGAGAAGGCGCUCUCCUGA